Molecule: messenger RNA, 1365 nt
Organism: Lytechinus variegatus (green sea urchin)
Lineage: Eukaryota; Metazoa; Echinodermata; Echinoidea; Temnopleuroida; Toxopneustidae
Product: potassium voltage-gated channel subfamily H member 2-like
Exons: 8
Coding region: 1-1350 (449 amino acids)
Biological process (GO): membrane repolarization during action potential; potassium ion transmembrane transport
Molecular function (GO): inward rectifier potassium channel activity
Source: RefSeq, a predicted model, not a curated record
AUGCCUGUACGGAGGGGCCAUGUUGCCCCACAGAAUACGUUCAUUGACACCAUUAUAAGGAAAUUCGAUGGACAGAAUCGCAAUUUUAUCAUAGGAAAUGCACAAGUGGAGGGAUGUGCCAUUAUAUUUUGCAACGAUGGCUUUGGGGAGCUCAGCGGAUUCUCCCGGGCAGAGCUCAUGCAAAAAUCGUGCUGUUGUGAAUUUCUGUACGGGGAAAACACAAGUGAGGAAGGAAUUACUCAGAUUAAAAAUGCCCUUGAGAGGGGCGAGGAGAGUCAGGUCGAGAUCACGUUUUACAAGAAAGAUGGCACAUCAUUCCUUUGCAGCGUUUUGGUUGCUCCCGUCAAGAACGAGAAUGAGGAGAUUAUCAUGUGCAUCCUCAACUUUGAGGAUAUCAGCGAAAACAAGUAUGCAAGCACGCCAGAAGAAACCGCCACGCCUCCCGCGGCCGAGAACAGCGUCGGAUAUAAGUGGAGGAGAGGGAGAAGAUUGAGUUUACCUGUUGUUAUGAUGGACAAGCUCAAAAUAGCAAUGUCUCUCCAGCGAUCAAUGAAUCCCCAAAGUCAGAACCAAGACAACCAUCGGACUUUCCGGCUGAAGCUUCCACAGAUCUACCGCCAGCGGGACAACCUCAACCAGUCAGCCCCGCCAGAGGCAGAUGGAGAAAGGAGCGAGAAGGACAGCCAAGAGGGCGCCGUCAAUGGGCUCAGCCAGGGAGCAGGGUCGACGUCGACGACCACCGAACUCGAGAGCUCCAUGCCGUUGCUGAGUCUGAAGGAAGUCCCAUCCAACAAUGACUUGCCUACGUCGUCGACCCAGUCAACGAAGUCGGUGCAUUCGGAUUCGUUUUCUGGGGGUGGUGGGGAACUUUGUUGCAAGCAAAGCACGGAUUCUCUUCCUCAUAGAGGAGAAGGCUCAUUACGUGACGCAAACGAACACGAGACGAGCCUGACAGUGCACAACACCUUCCCAAGACAUGCCCCACUGGUCAAGACGUGGUCCAAUCAGACAGCUCGGAGUGGUGUCAGCAUCCGACGGGCGUCGUCCUUAGAGACCACAGACAGCAUCACAGCAAGAAAGAUGCGCAACUCCUACCUAAGUGACCUUGGAAACUUUGCAAAGAACCUUCCCUCGGCAGCGUCGGACUCCGAUCUGGCGAGGUACCGGCAGCUGCGCAAAGACGUAUCAACCCACAGCCUGCGGAGCUUGGACGAACAUCCCUUAGAUAGUGGCCUUAAUGAAGACAAUCGGGAGGACUCCAGUUCCUCCUCGGCGGUCACCAAGAAGAUCCUCAAGCCGGUCAGAGACGCAACACAAGUCGUCGGCAACAGAGUGACCCAGGUUAGUUGAUCGGGGGUGGUUGGU